AUGCAGAUGAUUCGCCCGAUCUUCCUUGUCUUCCUCAUCCUCCCCGUGACGGCGUUCUCCCCAGCAUCGUAUGACUACGUCGUAGUCGGCGGUGGAACUGCCGGUAUCGUGCUGGCGACGCGACUGGCCCAGAGGGAAUUCACCGUCGCUCUGGUUGAGGCUGGUGGGAGGUACCAAUCCAAGUCGUUUGCUGCCAUCCCAGCCACAGGUCCCCUUCGAGCCGGCUCGCAACCACACCUGAAAUCUUUGAUCGACUGGGGAUUUGUGGUCCAGCAUCAGCCCGGGGUCAACAAGCGGCUCAUCCACUACGCACGAGGGAAAUGCCUGGGGGGAUCAUCUGCCAUGAACUUUAUGAUCUAUCAAAGACCAACUCGCGAUUCUAUGGCCAAAUGGGCAGGAGCCGUCAACGAUAGCAGUUACACUUGGGACCAGGUCUUGCCGUAUUUCCAGCGCAGUGUGCAUUUUACUCCCCCGAAUGCAUCCGCUCGUUUCCCUAAUGCCACGGCCGGCUUUGAUCCCAGCGUGUACGAUCCGCACGGGGGCCCGCUCGAGGUGUCAUAUCCAAACUAUGCCAUGGCAUUUUCCACCUGGAUGAAACGCGGUAUAAAUGCCAUUGGGAUUGAUGACAUCCGAGACUUCAACGGCGGGUCAGUGAUGGGGGCCCAGUACUCGGCUGCUACCAUCCGGCCGCGCGAUCAGACUCGCAGUAGCUCGCAAACCUCGUUCCUGGAGACUAACCAACCCGCAUCAUUGACGGUGUAUCCCUACACUCUGGCCAAGAAGAUCACAUUUGAUGACCAAAAACGCGCCACGGGUGUGCUCGUCGCGAACCACUUUGGGGAGCUUUUCCGUCUGUAUGCCCGGCGCGAGGUAGUGGUCUCAGCCGGUGCCUUCCAAUCACCGCAGCUGUUGAUGGUGUCGGGGGUUGGCCCAGCGAAUAUCCUCCACGACCAUGGCAUCGAGGUGAUUGCGGAUCGACCGGGAGUGGGACAGAAUAUGUGGGAUCAUGUAUUCUUUGGCCCCUCGUACCGGGUCCGGGUGUUGACCUUUACGAACUUCACGCUCCGUCCCUGGUCCAUGGUCCAAUUCUUCCUCGAGUGGGCAAUCAGGCGCCGGGGUAUGUUUACGAGCAACCUGUCAGACUAUGUGGCGUGGGAGAAGAUCCCCAGUGGCUUGCGAUCCCGGUUCUCCAACGCAACCAGAGCCGACCUGGCCCGGUUUCCCCAUGACUGGCCGGAAGCCGAGUAUAUCUCUGCUCCGGGAUACAUCGGCGCCUUCUUGGACCCGUACUUCAACCAGCCCAAAGAUGGAUAUCAGUAUGCUGCCAUACUGGGGGUAUUGGUUGCUCCAACAUCUCGGGGGAAUGUGACGUUGCAGUCGGCGGACACUGCUCAGCUGCCCAUUAUCAACCCCAACUGGCUCGCUACCAAGACGGAUCAGGAGGUAGCCAUUGCCAUGAUGAAACGGGUUCGGCAAGCCCUCCAUAGUACGGCCAUGUCGCCGGUCAUCAUCGGCCCCGAGUGCGACCCGGGAGACGGCGUGAGCACCGAUGCGGAAAUCCUGGAAUAUAUCCAGAACCAUGUCAUGCCUAUCUGGCAUGCCUCCUGUACCUGCAAAAUGGGCACGCACGAUGAUCCAAUGGCGGUAGUCGACAGUCAAGCUCGUGUCUUUGGGGUGCAUGGUUUGCGCGUGGUGGACGCCAGUGCCUUUCCCCUGCUCCCUCCAGGACAUCCACAGUCCACCGUGUAUAUGCUGGCAGAGAAGAUUUCGGAUACAAUGACCGGAUGUCGUGGCUAA
Molecule: messenger RNA, 1797 nt
Organism: Aspergillus tanneri
Lineage: Eukaryota; Fungi; Ascomycota; Eurotiomycetes; Eurotiales; Aspergillaceae
Product: GMC family oxidoreductase
Exons: 5
Coding region: 1-1797 (598 amino acids)
Biological process (GO): secondary metabolite biosynthetic process
Molecular function (GO): oxidoreductase activity, acting on CH-OH group of donors; flavin adenine dinucleotide binding
Source: RefSeq, a predicted model, not a curated record